Molecule: messenger RNA, 4314 nt
Organism: Lizanozyma spartinae
Lineage: Eukaryota; Fungi; Ascomycota; Pichiomycetes; Serinales; Debaryomycetaceae
Gene: SKI3
Product: SKI complex subunit tetratricopeptide repeat protein
Exons: 1
Coding region: 1-4314 (1437 amino acids)
Cellular component (GO): Ski complex
Molecular function (GO): protein binding
Source: RefSeq, a predicted model, not a curated record
AUGUCGGCUAUCAAGAAAGCGUUGAAGGCGGCAAAGGCUGCGUUGGAUUCAAAGGACUCUGAAACGGCUCAUGACGAAAUCCAAUUCGUUUUGAAAAAGGAACCGAAUAACUAUUUUGGGCACAUCUUCUUAGCUAAAUAUGAAGAACAAGUUGGUCACAUUGAAGACACCAGUAAAGCCUUUGAAAAAGCCAUUAACAUUGAGCCGAAAAAUCCCUUGGCUUGGAAAGGGUUCUAUCAGUUUCUUCUGAAGGGUAAGGACUUUGUAUUGUAUUUUGACGUGCUAACAAAGUAUCUUGAGUUACAGUUUGAAUUGGAAGUUAACAUUUAUGAUACUCUUAAUGACUUUCAAAAGUAUUUGAACCGUAACAAUUAUAAGCAGAACAAGGUCCUCUACGAGAUUUAUUUGAAUAACAUCAUCCCGGGGUUGGGGUCGUCCUUGGGUGAUAUGAUUGGACAAGAUCGCAUGUUUGGAGGCAUGAAUAAGAAUGUUCGAGAUGCAAUUGAAUUUUUCAGUAAGAAGGAAGAUGAAGAAGUGAAGACUAUAGUUGCAAAGGAACGGAUGAAGUUUUCUGCAAACCUUUCUGCUGCCCAACAGCAAAUAAUACGGGAUAAAACUUGGGAUGCUAGGAAACAUCUGAAGUUACCUAAAUUGUAUGAGCUCUUUUUAAGUAUAACAGAUGAUGAUGAUUUGAGAGCAAAGUAUGAAGAUAAAUACUUGUCAUACAAACUAGAAUUACUCAAGGUUCAUCAAACAAAAGAAGCUGGUUUGGAAUUCAAAGAGUUUGUGGAUGAUAUGGUUUUCAUCAAAACCAAAAAUUUGCAUUGUUGGAGGUUGUACUGGGAUUUAUGUGAUGUUAAUGGCUUUGCUGCUACUGAUUUGAAUAUAUCCAAUUUGGUUUACUUCAUUGGGGAGUAUGAACUGGACCCCUUGGCCCGAGUACUUUUGGCAUAUCUUAUGUCUGACAUUUGUACCAUUGAAGACAAAGACAGCAUUCUUCAAAAGAUACAAAUAACAACCACGAAUUCUGAGAAUAUUACGACUCCUCAAUCGCUAGAUGAUGUAGAGGGUCUCACAACUGAACAAAUUGAACUUUUGAAGAGUACUGUUCAGAAUAAUAGUAACAAAAUCAGUGAUAAUCAGAAUGAUACUAGCAUGAGGACUUUAUCAGCAGAGGAAAUACUCGAAUUGAUGCUGCAAGGGUAUAGCGAGGCAAAGGAUAGUAUAUUGGCAGGUAGAUUAUUUGCUACUUACCUCCUUCAUCUUGUUGAGUAUCAAGACGCUUAUACGGUGUGUAAAGAAACGGUAAAGCAAUUAGCCAAUUGGAAAAGGACAUCGGGAAUGGACCUUUUAAAUUCCAAAAUUGACAUCUUGUGUUCCCAAGCAGUUGUCUAUACUUAUUUUGAAGCUCCAAAGAAUUAUCCCAGAGCACUUCAACUAUAUGCCAAGGUCCAUCAAGAUGAACCAAACAAUGUUAGAGCAUCUAUUGGGAAAUCAGUCAUUUUGAUAGAAAUGGGAGACUAUGAGAAGGCAGCACCUUUGCUAUCUAGAGUUCUUGAAUUUCAACCCGAUUCUGUGGAUGCUGUUUCGGAGUUUGGGUGGUGUCAGAUCAUGUUAAAAGAUUUUGAAGCUGGUAGAAGGAACUUGGAAAAAGCUCUUAAAUUGGUCCAAGGUUCAAGUGUACGGAGUUUUGAACUGAGAAGUGCAAUUGAAUGUCGGAUUGCAAGAUCAUAUCUUAAGGAAGAUGGUUCCAAUGCAGAUUUCAUCAAGAAAGCUUAUGAUUAUUUAAUCCAAGCACUUAAGGAUUCAAAAAAUAAUGCAAGAGCCUAUACUUUCCUUGGUUUCAUCUACAAGGAUGCAUAUAACGAUGCUGCAAGAGCAUCCAAGUGUUUCUUCAAGGCAUUUGAGUUAGACGCUAUUGAAAUCUCGUCGGCCAAAUGCUUGGUCGAAGAUUUCACAGCAAAGAAUCAAUGGGACGUGGCCGAGAUCAUUUGUCAAAGAAUCAUUGAAUCCGAAAGAUCAAGAAGGUUUUUGCUCAGCGUUAACAAUGAGGAUGAAGAUAAAUCCUGGCCCUAUAGAGUUCUUGGGUGUUCCGCUUUGAACAAGCAAGAUGAUGCUAAAGCUAUCGAAUGGUUUCAAGCAGCUUUGAGAAUGACCUCGAUGGACUUGGAAUGUUGGAUAGGGUUGGGUGAAGCAUAUUCUAGUUGUGGUAGAUUGGAUGCUGCAAGCAAGGUGUUCACGUUUGCAAGUGAGAAGAGUCCAGAUUCUUGGAUAAUCAAAUAUAUGUUGGGGAAGGUUCAAUGUGACAUGGGAGAGUAUGAUAUUGGUCAAGCCAUUUUAUUCGAAGCUUUAGAGUUAGCACCAAAGGAAAACGUUGUGUUGGCAGCGAUUUAUGAGUCCCUCUUGGCCUCCUCAAAGUACUUGGUUCAAGGAAACUUUUUUGGAAGAGCAACUGAAGCUAUUAUCCAAGCCAUUGAUUAUAUAUAUCAAAGUGUUUUAAUAGAUCUGAAGUCACAGAUGUUGUGGAAGGCUUUAGGUGAUUGUCUUCGGGUCUUUCUUGUAAUCCAAGGAAGAUUAGAUGAAGUACCACAGGAAAAGUUGCAACAGAUAUUUCACGUGUGUGAUGGUAUUUUAAAUCAUCUGGAUUCAGAACAGGAAUUCAUUGAUGAGGUUACCUAUGUUGAUAAUAUCACCGUGUUCAAUAUGGAAGAAGAAAAUUAUGACAUGAAGGAUAAUGUUUUGAGAGCAUUAAUUCUAUCUGGUAAAAUGGGAGUGGCCUCAUUGCCAAUAAGAAGAAAUAAUAGUGUGAGAGCAGCAGCAAUCUUCAAUUUGGGUUUAGGGUAUUAUGAUGCUUAUCAACUCAACGAUGAAGUUACCAAGUACAGAGAUUUGGCCUUGAAAUGUUUCAAGAGAGCCAUUCAAUUGGAACCAAAGAAUGCAACCUUCUGGGUUGCACUUGGGAAUACAUAUGUGCCAUUUAAUGCCUUGGUUGCUCAGCAUUGUUUCAUUAAGGCAUCUGCACUUGAAACUAAAGACGCCUCUGUGUGGUGUAAUUUAGCCACCUUAUAUUUGAAGUAUGGUGAUAUUGAAUUAGCAAAAGAGACUUUUUUACGGGCGCAAUCUGUUGCACCACUUCAAUCGUUCCCCUGGUUAGGUCAGGCAAUUGCAUCCGAAAAUUCUGGGGAACCUGGAGAUGCUGAAGCUGCUCAACGGUUAUUUAUUCAUGGAUAUGUUGUAUCCAAUGGAAGAUCACAUUUGGCACAGUUGCUUUAUGCUUUAUGCAUUAUUAAUAAGCGACUUGUGAGUAAUUCUAGUGACUUGAGAGAUGUUGAAACUGCCCAAGAAUUAUCCAUUGCCAACUUUGCCAUGACUUCAUACUUUAAGUUUAGACCUAAUGAUGUGAUUGCUUUGAAGAUUGCCUUAUCAAUCAGUGAACGUUGUAAGGAUUACCGGAAUGCUAUCACUGUUGGUGAACGACUUUAUAAGUUGCUUGAAAAGGAGUAUGACACAACCGGCAACACCAAAACGGCUUUAGAGAUUGCAGAAACCAGAGCACAAUUAGCAAGGGUAUACCUUGGCCAUGAAGACUAUGAAAAUGCCAUCGAAUGUGCUCAGUUUAGUAUGGAAAUUGUCGGUGCAUUGGAAGCAGAUGAUGAUAAUAAUAGUGCUAAAGCUAAAGCUAUUCUCGAUACGAUUCUUUCGGCACGGAUAGUCAUAGGUUUAAGUUUGUUUUUUGAUGGACAAUAUGAUGAAGCCUUGGAGCAAUUGCAAGAGAUUUUGACCACCCAUGGUGAUAAUCAUACCUUGAUUUGUUUGACUGCACAAAUCUUGAAUGCCUUGGGAACUGAAGACACCAAACAAGCAUCAUUGGAUCAAUUGUUCUCAUACAUUGAGAGCCAUGGGUCCUCAUUGUUAGUUGUACUUAUUCUUGGGUGUAUUGCACUUGUUGAUAACAUCAGUGAAUACUUUGAAGCUGUUAAAGAUGAAUUACGGUGUCUUCUGUUGGAAGAACUACAAAAUGACAAGCGGAAACUUAUACCCUCAUUGCUCUCGCAAAUCAAUGAACGUAUGGGGACGUUCAAUGCAAAGGACAUUUGGCAAAGGAAUGCUAUUUUGUUCCCAUCGGACUAUUCUGUAUGGACACAGCUCAAUAACAGAAUGGCUUUGGCUAUAGCUGGAUUGAAAGACUCCAAGCUUCCUGCACCCAAGUACGCUGAGUUGUAUGCUAAGAUGGAAGACUUGCGGUCAAUACAAAGAAGCAUGGUCUUGUUCCCUGCAAAUGGUAGUGUUGCCGAAGCGUUAAAGGGCAUAUAG